AUGCUAUCUGCAUGCAUGCAUCAUCAUUGGAAAUACUGCCAACAACCAGGCAAUAGACACGGGAAUGCAUCAAACAAUAACAACACCCCUGGAAGCGCAUCUUUAAACAAGACUGAUGCAGCAGUCGAUGAUACUCAGUCUCCAUUUGAUCGUGUACCAGCAGCGCCUGUCGAUCCGCCACCAUUAGAAGACACACUGGCCAAACAUAUUCUCUAUGUAAUGACUCGUUUCAUCAAUUAUGCUGGCAUUCUUGAGGAACGCGAAUAUGGCAUAGUGGCAAAUCAUGCAGCUACCGCCUGUAGCACGGAUUGUCACACAGGCCAUAAUUCAUCUGCCCCAAUCAUGGCUGACAUUUAUAAAGCAGCCGGUCAUAUUGUAGCAUAUGUUAGUGCUAGUAAUUGGCCAAUAACUUUUAGUAAAAUUAAGAGCAGAAUCUUGUUUUUGACAACCACACAGGAAGAAAAUCCCGAAAUAUCAGAUGUGAUGUUGCUAGAGUGUGUCUCGUUGAAUUGCAAAAGGCUUAGCAUGGUGCUUACUGAACUAUGCACUUCAACUUUACAUUUGAAAAAAGCGACUCAAUUAUCCAUUGCGGUUUUGUUACGUAGAGCAAUUUUGAAUUGGAUGGAAAGUUAUACCGCCGAAUUCGUUUCUUUAGUUCGCUCACACAACAGAGCGGAAGGUUCACCAGAGAUUUUAUUUGAUAUUUUCAACUCAUUGGCUGACACAACAAAGCGAAAAGCAGUUUUUUGGCCUUUACAAACAACGCUAUUAGCGCUUUGUCCUGAUAUAAUGUUAUCAACAUCAAUUGCUACUGGAAGAGUUCAAAACAGGAAGGUUGCAUUUUUUGGUAAUCUACGAAAAGCGAUGAAAGGCGAAAAAAUGGGCGAAUUGGCGGCUAUAUGUUACGUGGAUCUUUGUAGAAUAGCAACAUAUGCAGUGAAGCACACUAUAGCAACGCUUCGAGAAAUUAUACCUGAUAUAGAAGACGAACUAACGGAUAAAUUAUUUGACCCCCAUCGACAAACAGACAUAGAAUCUUUAUCAAAUAGCAUUGGUGUUUUCAUUGAUCACAGAGCCUUGAUGGCCGAUUGCAUUGUAGCUAUGUUCAGAUUAGAUCUUGACAAAACUAUCAAUUCGCUUAUACCAAGAUGCUUUGAUGAGAAUGCGCCCACUAUUUUUAAAAUAAGUGUAGUGAAAGCUGCAUUGUCGAUUGCAUCAGACGAAAAUCGAUUACCGUGGAUUCCACAUAGUUCCAAUUUAUAUACACCUUUAUGCAAUCGAAUCAGAGAGUUAUUUCUCGAAUUUUACGAUCGUGAUUUUAAGGACAAAUUUGAUGGGCCAGUCCAACAUAUCUCUUCAGUUAGGAAAAGUCAAGCAGCAAAUAUCGAGAAGCGCACCGUAAAAAGAGAAGGUAGAUCAGGAAGCCAGGAAAAAAUUGAACUCAUUAUGAACGUCAUUUUGGAUAUUUUACAUUUGUAUCAAACCGACCCGAAAUUUGCUGUAUUGAGUGACGGUAAUGACAGAUUUGAACGAAAUGCGGCAUUAAUGGUGGCUAUGACAAACUGCCUAAAAGCACAGAGCGCACUUGUUCGAGAGUCUGCUGCUGAAUGUAUAUGUAAAUUACAUACCCCUGAAUAUAUUAUGCUGUGGGGAAGGCCUGACAGGUUUAUGGAGUCGUUCUGGAAAAUAUCAUCCCAAGUCCUUUUUACAAUGGCUAAGCAGCUAUUAGAUAGCAGAGAAAGAGAAGCUGGCCUGAAAAAAUUGUUGAGUUUGCUCAAAAAACUUCUUUCAUCUCGCAACAGGUUUCUUGAACAACAUCGUGAUGUGGCAACGCAUGAUAUAGAUACAAGAGAGAGGUUACAGGCCUCAAUUGGCUUAGAAGUUGCGCUUCUGGUUUUAUUGUGCUCUCAUGAUGCAGACAUAUGCACCUUGGCGAUUGAUUGCUUUGACCUACUUUGUACUGAAGUUCAUCUAACAGUUCGAUUGGAUGAUACAGAGCCUUCGUCAAUUACAUUUGUCGACAACCUUGCGUGCUAUACAGAGCUAAUUAACCAGUCAGGAGUAGUAGCUGGUCGUAAAUCACAACAGCGUCGCAUUCGACGUAUUUUACGAACAAUAAAUCAUAGUUCACCUGGAAUGUUGGCAGCUUGGGAAGAGGCAUGGAAAAGAUGGAAAUUCAUGACGCCUAUGAUCGCCCGUACGAUAGAAGAAAGCAAAGAUGAGCCUGUGGACCUCAGAAAGGCGGGAGGAUGGCAUGAUAAAAUUCGAAGUACUCCUUCGAGACAAUUGAUACCCACUUCGUCAGCUAGCCGCUUCGAUUUUAUUGAUGAUGAUAGAUCAUCUGAAUGGCAAAAUUAUGCUGGUUUUCUAGCUGCGUUGGGCGGUGUUUGCUUGAUGGCGAAUUCUCAGGAAAGCUUGACAGGGCCAACGACACCUAAUCGAUCCCGCACGACAGAUAGCGUAUACAAUGGGCAUAGCAGACAUACUUUAGUUUCAACAGAAUCGCUGAUAACAGUUGACAAAUCAACAAUGGUGGAUAGAUUCGUUUUGGAAAUGGUAGAACUGCUUGCUUGCGACAAUUUGAUAGUACGCGAGUGGGUACGUGAGAUUCUAGGUAACGAUCUUUCUCCAGCGCUUUAUCACAUUAUGUUCCGCCAUCUUGAAGGUACUCUGUCGAAGUGUUUUGGAAACGACAACAAUCCUUCUUGUGGGCCACGAUAUACACUAUUUGUAGAACAGGCCAUAUCUGUUUUAAAGCAAGUUCUCGAUCGUCUGUCGGAUAAAACCGAAAAUCUAUUCACAGUAGAUUUCAGUACUUUGAUAAGUCAGUACGCAUUUUACUUGAAUAAACUAGGAACAAAUCAAGCAUCAAUCAAAAUUAAAAUCAAGAUGUGUCAGCUUGUCGAAGUCUUGAUGCUGAAAAGGGAAAGCGUCACGUUACGUCAAGAGUUCAAAUUGAGGAAUAAGCUGCUGGAAAUAAUCGUGGAAUGGACCAGUGAUUUUAGUUUGAAACCCGACAAUGCUAAUCAGUCUGUGAACCAUGAAGCCUCUCAGAUGGAGAAGUUACAGAAUGAUUUGGACCUAGCAUGCUUAAAAACAAUUGUUGCUUUGCUUCGUCACUUACCAUUGCAACCUUCCGAACCUGUAGUUGAAUCUGACGCACUUGCUGUCAAAAGUAGAAUCUUUUACAAAUAUUUUACUUACUUUUUUAAACUAUUGAAUCGAUGUCGUAUCGCAGAGAUUGAAGCAAACUCUCAAACUAAGCCCUAUGAUUCGCAAUACCGAAACGGUCCCGAACUUGCCCCUUUAAAAAACUAUACAAUUUUAGCACUUUCUAAUUUGCUCAGUGCUAAUGUCGAUGCUGGAUUGAAAUACUCCUUCCAAAUGGGAUAUCAUGAAGAUACUCGUACCAGAACAGCCUUCAUGGAAGUUCUAACGAAUAUUUUGAACCAAGGAACCAAGUUUGAAAAUCUAUCCGAAACUGUCAUGACAGACAGAUAUGAAAAACUAAUAGAUAUGCUUGUCCAAGACGAUUUGAGCAUUGCACUUUCGUUAUGCACAGUUUGCCCCUCAUCUGACAUUGAUGAUGUUGCAAACUCCCUAUUAGCUUGCUUUGCUUCUCGGAAUAAAGCAAUGCCCUUGAUCAAAGCUUCUAUUCGUAAAGAAGUUGAAAGCACAGAAAAUGAAACAGACCUAUUCAGGAAGACCAGUAUUGCAACAAGACUCCUUUCAGCCUUCGCAAAAAAUUGUGGAACGGAAUAUGUACGAGCAGUGUUAUUACCUGUAUUUCAAAAACUUUUAGAACGUCCUCGCGAAGAUAAAUGUUUCGAACUAGAUCCGUCGAAAAUUGCGCCAGAGGAAGAUAUCAACAAAAAUAGACAGAAUGUGAUUGAAGCGACAGAGAUGUUUUUGAAUGCUAUUUGCUCUUCUGCGAGUCAAGCCCCUAUAUCGUUUCGCGAAGUUUGCCACUUCAUUCUAGACACGGUUCGAGAACGAUUUCCAGAGGCUAAAUAUACAGCAGUAGGCUCUUUCAUAUUUUUGCGUUUCUUCUGUCCAGCCAUCGUAUCACCGGAAACUGAAGGUCAUAUUAAGAAUACCGCAUCAAUUUCUCGUGAAAUGCGAAGAGGCUUUUUGAUUGCUACUAAGAUUAUCCAAAAUCUUGCUAAUAAUGUUUUGUUUGGCGCCAAGGAAACAUAUAUGAUUGUUUUGAACGACUUUCUAACGAGUAACAUAUACAAAGUUGCAAGCUUCCUACGUGAAGUAUCAACUGUUCCCGAUAAUUCAGCUACUGACGAUUCCUUAGAAGCUCUACAAAUGAAUGAAAAAUCUUAUGCUAUGCUUCACCGUGUUUUAUAUGAUAACAUGGAACGCGUCUCUCGCGAUCUUUCUGCCAAAACUCACCAGUAUCCCGAACAGCCAGACUCAUUGAGUAACUUAAAGCGUGAAUUAGACAAGUUUGCAAACUUACUAGCACAGCUUGGUCGACCACCAGAAGUUAUACAAAACGAACCUAUUGCAGCACAAGGUAACAUUUAUGCUGCAUCUAAUCAAUUGUAUGCCGACUUCAUGCGAAGAAACAGUCGUCGAAAUGUCGAAGCGGUCACUUCCAAAAAUAUCUUUUACGAAGGUGGUGUUUCACGAGCUGGGCGUCCUGUCUUCUAUCUGAUUUUACGCCACGUGAAUGCAGACAACAUUGACUUCGAACUAUUGAUCUACCAUGUUUUACAAACGCUUGAACGCGCUGCUAACCGACAAUAUGAAUUGCUCAUCGAUUUUACAAGAUUCGGCAAAUGUAACGAAAUACCUGCUCAGUGGAUUCAGCAGCUUAUGCAAUUGCUGAGUGACGAAAAAUCUGAUAACAUCACAAUUUGCUACAUUUACAAUCCGAACUCUUAUUUAAGAUCCUUCAUUAAGAAAUUGACAAGGCCUAUUUCACAUAGGUUUUUGAAACGUAUACAGUUUGCUGUGACGCUUUCCGAGCUUCACGAAUAUAUCUCAAAAGCAGAAUUAAGACUACCAAAAUUAACAGUUGCUCUCGAGACCGAUCCGAGUGCAGUUUUCUUCCCAGUAAACAAAGUAGUGAAUUAUUCAACGCAGCUACCAGUUACUGUGAAAGUCAGUGCUGAGUAUGUUCAGAUAAUGACUGUCCGCAAACAAGAAAUACUAUACGGGAUGACUGCUAUAGUCAAUGACAUAUAUCAUAUUUCUGAAGUUGAGGAUAUUGCUAUCACUCAUCAGGAACGAUAUUCAGCAGAAAGCGCCUAUGCAUUUAGUUAUAGAAGCACGCGAGAAAACUCAGUUGUAGUAUUGAAUUCACCAAAAAGAGAAGCCAUCAUCAAUACGAUUCGCCAUAGUAAGCGUAGAUACGACAUGUCAAGACCAUCAGUUAUAACAGAACGUAGCAUUAAGCCAAGUGAUGUUCCUGGUCGAUUGCUUUGUAGUGCACUGUAUAAUCUAGGAAGCAACGACCCCAAUUUGAGACUCUCCUCUUAUAAUAUGCUGUACGCUUUAAGUCGAGUGUUUAAUUUUGACGUGGGAAAGCAACUUCUCGAUGCAAAAGAUCUCUGUCUUCCUGCAAAUAGCACGGAUUUCAUUGUAACCAUAAGCGAAAAGAUUGCGGCCACUGAACCUGCGCUUACUUUUGAAUUCUUGAAUGAAUGCAUCGUGGCUUAUGGAAGGUCUGAGCAAUCAGCGCGUUAUGUCUGUCUGAUGUUUAUGACCCCUUGGUUGACUAAUUUGGCGUUAUAUUGUAACCGCUCGCCGCAAGACACAGAGAAGAUCAAAGAGCUAAUUAGGCUGCUAAUUGAUCUCACUCUGACAGGAGAGAUGUCAAAGCUUGUUCAGGCAAAAAUUUGGAAGUUUAUUGCAAAUGUCGACGAUAUUUUAAAUCUGGUUGUGGACACUUUUGUAAAAGUAUCCAUUGAAUAUGGUAUGGGAUCAACUCAAACAGAAGCUCUUGCUGAUACAUUGGUGACACUUUCCAAUGUCACUGUUCGCUCCAAAUUGGUGUCUUAUUUACGGAAAGUUAUACACCGUACAUCCUUCAAACCAACACGAUUCAUUACGGACCAUCCUUCAUGGGUAGAGAUAGCAAUAUUGGUCCGAUUUACGCUAAUGAUCACAUUCAAUAACCGUGGGCCAAUAAAACGAUUCGUACCAGAACUAUUUCAUAUUGUCACCCUCAUAGCUGGUGUAGGAAAUACAGUCGUUCGAUCAUCUGUACAUGGGAUCGUUGUCAACAUGAUUCAAUCAUUAUGUACGUCUACGCCUUUGUCGGCUGCAAAUAUCAAGAAACUUCAACUUAUUUUGACAGAGUUGUCAGAAUCCAAAUGCCGUUUGCUGUUUGGUCUCAACAGAACAAAUGCUAACGCAUUCUCAAUCACCUCUGAAACGCUUAUUGAAACCAUUGAGCCUAUAUCUCUACUCUCUUUGGAAAUUAUUGUUAGUAAACUUCUGGAAGUAAUUAAUUACGCAGCACCUACAGCAGAUAUCGCAAACUAUUGGAGAGCAAGAUGGAUGAGUCUUGUCGCAAGCACUGCAUUCCAAUUCAAUCCGGCUGUACAACCACGAGCAUUUAUUGUGUUAGGCUACUUGGGCCGAGAAGAAAUUGAUGAUGAUUUACUGUAUCAAAUAUUGGUGGCUUUACGAGGCGCACUUGCCAUAUUUAAUGAUUCCGACCCAAAUCUUGUUACAAGCAUCAUGAUGUGUCUCAAAAAUGUCGUAGAAAGCCUUCCUAGUGACUCUCGUUAUUUAUUGCAGUUGUUCUGGGUUGCAGUUGCUUUGGUUGAGAUUAACACUGGACCUACGUUUGCCAUGGCCGUAGAAUUUUUGCAAGCUGUCACACGAGCUCUCAACUCUAACGGCUUCUUUACCCAAGAUACCAUGAUCGACGUUUUAUUGGCAGCGCGUGCGCCAAUCGCCGAUGUGGCUCGACAUUUAGAAAAUUCUUGUGGAGUCAAUUUUGAUACCCAUUUUUCCUUUGCAAUUGCAGGCAUAUUUAUGAAGGGAUUGAGAUAUAGUGAUGUGAAAGAUACGAUCUAUCAUGGUUUGCAUACUUUCCUUGGUAUCGAGCGUAAACAAAUCAUACACGAUCCUUUAUCGGAAGAGGAGGGCAUCAUAGAAGCGAGUACAUUAGGCUAUGUUACCGCUUUGUUACCUCUGGCUGCAAAGAAUGAAACUGUGAACGACCUUUUGAAAUUUGUUGGUCUAAAUGAGACUGAUAUUGACAGCCACAGUCUGAACGGCAGGAAUUAUGUUGGUAUCUUUGAUAAGCUGGACAUCCCAGACAAUACCACAGCAUUACUGCUGAUUUCCUUGUUGGCUACAAUGCUAACUGCUGCAGAUAACGAAUAUGAACGAUUAUUCAUAUACGGGUUAUUGUCGGAAGCUGCAAUAGCAAUACCCGAAGUAUUUGCAUUGGUUUACGAUUCACUAUUACCUAAAAUGAAUCAAAUGGUCAUCAGCAGCCAAAGUCAACCAAUCAUUGAAUCUGUCAAGUCUAUUUUACUAACUGCUUGUUCAGAGCCAGCAUUCGAACAGCUGAAGGAUAAGCCAUCGCAAAAAGUUCUCUUAAAUAGACUCGGUUUCGCUGCUCUUGGCGACCCUACGUUUGGUGCAACAUCUUCUAACACCUUUCAAAAUGCGAAACUUGCAAGUGAGCUGAUUGAACGCAUUAUAUCUUAG
Molecule: messenger RNA, 7683 nt
Organism: Mycotypha africana
Lineage: Eukaryota; Fungi; Mucoromycota; Mucoromycetes; Mucorales; Mycotyphaceae
Exons: 15
Coding region: 1-7683 (2560 amino acids)
Biological process (GO): regulation of GTPase activity
Source: RefSeq, a predicted model, not a curated record